AUGACUGGCAAGGGCGGGAUAGGAGUAACAGUUGUCAGUCACGACAGUGAAAGCAGAACAAAGGUGGCUGGGUUUGAAGACCCUGGUAGUUAUUCGCGCAGUGUUACUUAUGAUGAAACCAGUCUAAUUCAGCUAGCAAGCUUAACAGCUUCAUCUUCUCACUGUGAGCAGUUUAUUAAAUACGAGUGCUACGGAUCAUUCCUCCGUUUCAGUGGUACCAUGUACGGCUGGUGGGUAUCACGUGAUGACGAGAAUAUGACUUACUGGGGUGGAGUCAACUCUGUUCCCUUUAAAUGUGCAUGCGGUUUGAAUAACACGUGCGCGGACAGCAGUCACGACUGCAACUGCGAUAAGAACGAUAGGAAAUGGCGAGAGGACAGCGGUUUACUAACAGACAAGUGCAAGCUUCCCGUGAUUCAAAUGAGGUUUGGAGAUACUGGUCUCUCGGGAAGUGGCGAUGACAAAGAAGAAGGAUAUCACACGCUUGGAAAACUGGAGUGUUAUGGACUUACUUACUGAGAACUCACUAAGACUGUAUGUUGAACAUUAAAAAUAUUACUUGAAGACUUAUUCUUUUUCUCAGAUCUGAAUUAAAAUGGAGGUCCAUGAUAGUCAAGAGAAAUGUAAUGAAUUGGUAAUUUGAUUGAAGUGUAGUGAGAAAAAUGGAGAAAUUCAAGAUGUGUGACUAAAAGUAUUUGAAAAAAAUUGUAGCCGAAUGUCAUACUCAGUGUUGGACCACUCAAGUGUUUUGGACUCAUUUAAUACUCAAAAAAGGGUCAUUAACUUUAAGUAGUUGCUAUAGUGAUACUUGUAUAUCAAAAUCCAUUUGUUUUUAAUAAUAAACAUUUCCCUUUUACCGCGUUUGAGAAUUCCAAGAGACGUGAAAGCUGUUGCCUGCGGUGAAAAAUCUGCCAUCGUUUUACAAAACUCAUACAUGCUUCUAAUUCGUCGAAAUACAUCUUUGAUGUAAUUUUUAUGAUGACACAAUUUGUUAACCAAAGCAAAGGGGAGACGACCAAGCUGGAAGUUUGUCUGCUAAGAAAAUCUUAAAUUAAAGAUUCAAAAGACUUUAUAGUUGCAAACUUUCACCCCUUUUGGGUUCCAAUAAAAUAUGCUAAAUCUGAAAAUGACUGUAAGUCUAGUAUUAGCACUUGAAUUCGAAGCCUACAGUAGAUAGUCAUCUUUGUUACAAUUUUUCUUUUUCCCUCUGUUUGGAUUUUGCAAGUGAUUAAAUUAUUUGUCUGAGACAUUUCAUCGGACAGACCUUGAUGACCUCUCGUCGGCGCCUUCUACAUUUCAAUAUAUGCACGCGAAUUCUCAAUACCACUAAACAACAAAAUGUUAUGUAUUAUGUUAAGGAUUUAAAGUUGUGCGACCAUUACAGUCCCCUUCAGGAUAAAUUAUAUUAAUACUCACUGUCGCCUUCUCUCCCCCUACCCAUGGAGCCUAAAAACGUUGUCAAUCGUUUUAUUCUUCAACUAAUGGCCCACUCUUUAAAUGGUAAUUUAGUGUUGACAACUGGGUUGAAAACUUAAAUUAGCCACCGUAAAGAGUAAAAAAGCUGACGUUUCGAGCGUUAGCCCUUCGUCAAUCGCUCUGACGAAGGGCUAUCGCUCGAAACGUCAGCUUUUUUACUCUUUACGGUGGCUAAUUUACGUUUUCAACCCAGUUGUUAACACUAAAUUACCUGCUAUACUCUCCCACCGAGGCAGCACCACAGUUUCUUUAGAAACUUACCCCUUUAUUCACUCUUUAAAUGCUCUAAAAUACCCUUGAGCAGGAUACGAAGUCGGUCCUGUUUUUAUUCAUCAGAAAAGGCAACUUAAUCUGGCGACGCAAAGCAAUGAAAUGAUCAGAAAAUACGAUCUCAGGGAAAUCAUGAUUCUUUUCAGCCAUCAUGUAAAUAAAGUUUCCUCGAUAUGUUUUUACUUUAUGAUCAUUUCCGGUGAAGUUUGAAUAUAUAUUGAUAACGAAGCAACAAAGUGCAUGUUGCUGCCACCGUUUUGUUUCAAUAUAGCACUUUGCAUAAACUGUUGAGCAAAAAGUCUAAGCCUAUUGAUUUACGAGAGUACAUGUCUAUUGAACUAACCAUACAUUUUGUGGCGAAGAUAUUUUCUUAGGUGUUCAAAUAAAAAAUUGCAUUUUUUUUUCAGUUUAUACAGUUUCUCCUCUCGAUUAACUUAAUUUCAAAGAUAAAGCGUAUUCGGAAUGAGAAAUAAAAGAAACGCAUAAAAAUAUAAUAUCAUAGCAUCAAUUUUUCUAAACAUGAUACACAACGUGUCAAAAUAUCUGAAUAUUCGCCAAAGUCACGAUGCCUUAUCCUUUAUUGUAUAACAGUGGAUUGAAUUAAUUAGUGUUUCUGCAAGCCGGAGGCAUUCCACAUUUUGACGCUUAAACAAGUUUAGGCUUUCUCUUAAGUGAAAUGUUAUUCUUUGCUAGUUCUGUAACAUGUUCGAUAAACAACCUUCGCAAAUGUAAGUUUACUUAUUUGGAUAUCUUUUUUGAAACUUUUACCGGAAAUAUUUUUAUGAGUAACUCUGCAAUGUUUAUAAAAAAAAACAGUAUAGUGUUUAAUUGAAAAUGCUAAUAAACAGAUAUGAAACGACUGACUUUUUUUGCAAAUAAAAUACAUAAUCGAGGCUCGCACGUUUCCGAUCUUCAAAUGUCAGACAGACAUGACAUAGAUGAAUCUAAGAGGAAAACAACAUUAGCUUCGUGUAGUUGGUACCAAGUUAUAGUGUCAAUUUUGUUAUCCUGCUGCGAGCCAAAAUAGAACCUCUUACAGAAAUAUGAAUAGUUAAUAGUAUUUAAACCUAUUUGUAUAGAAGGCAUCAAUAGACAUCGUUUCCUCAGAUAAAAAAAAAACAGUUUGAAAGCAAUUCUUUUAAAAAAAAACUAAAAAAAGUAUCAGGUUUGUCAAGAAGGAGAGGUUUAUUCAGGAAAACUUUUUAAAAUUUACUGUUCCACUUCUACUUCCCCUUUAGUAGGAGUUUAUCCCACUCAUGGCACCUGCUUCAUAGAUGUGGCUAUUAAUUCUUAAUUACUGACAAGCAAUAAUAAAGGACCUAUUUUUUAAUUUGAAUGUAAAGUCUGCGGUAUCAUACAGCAACUCAUUCCCGUGGUGAGAGUUCAUCGGCCACCAUCAUGCUGCUUCUGCCACUCCUGUUGUUUUUUCCUUCUUUGUUAGGAUUGUUGUUUGCCACACAAAACAGCGCUCUCUAUCGAUAUCCAACAAGCGAUCUUUUUUUCGGUUACAUAAAGCGCGAUGUCUUCCAUUACUUAUGGGCAGAGAAACUUUCAUCAUCCACGGUGAAAGAUCAGUUGGACUGCAGUUUUCUUUGUCUUCGAGAGCCAAAGUGUCAUUCGUUCAACAUGGCAGCGUAUCCCGACUCCAAAGGAGUUUAUCUGUGUGAGUUAUUGGCCACAGACAAGUACAGAGAAACUGAAAAGUUCCAUGCAAAUGUUUCCUUCCAUCACUACAGUCCGUUGGUAAGAUCUCUCCAUAUGUCUGGUGAUAAAACACUCUUUUAUAGUUUUUAAUACAAACUGAAUGAUUCAAGAAAUGUUUACUUUGUUUCUAGCCUCCAUGUGAAAGCGCUCCUUGUAAGAACGGUGGUGUCUGUGUUCCUGAAUAUAAAUGGAGCUCCUUUCAUUGUGACUGUAGACCAGGAUUCUGCGGAACUCACUGCGAAAGGGGAGGUAUUGAAUCUGUCCUACUUUCUGUUGCAUGAAGAAAAAUUGAAAAAAAAAAACUCAUACUGUUAUUUUCAAUCAUCUGUUAUAAAUUGAUGGUUUACCUAUGUUCAACCUUGUGCUAUAAAAUUAAAUGCAUUCGAAUCAGUCUUUUGUCUUGCCUUCCUGAUAAACAUACCUUAAUUGGUUUUUCCUUUAAAGUGCCUAUGACAAGAAUUUUUUUUUUUGCAUAAGUAUUUAGCUUAUCAUAUGUUCAAACCAAUUCCGAUAAAAAACAAAAUUUCAAAUAACUUAAAAACUCGGUUUUUCGGGCCUUAAAGUGCUCUUAUUUUGUGUUAAAAGUGUACCGUGGACUGGUAACGAAUUAGCGGGUUAUGACGUAGAAAACUGUGAAAGCUCUCAGUGGUAACUUGCAAAUCUCUCAGUUUUCUUGUAAUUUUGUAUCAGUCGACGUUGAAAAACUGUCCAAUAGCGAUGUAUACCUACCUUCACCAAGCUCUACCAAGAGUUGAUACAUCGUACCCAAUUAGUAAAGAAGGAGGUUGCGAUUAGGGUUCAGCCCUACGAAAGAGAACCAUGUGCAUCAAACGAAGAUUUAGACGAAGACUGACAAAAUGGUUUCUCGCCUGCGGUGUUUAGGUCAAGACGGGAACAAAAAAAAACUCCUGAUACUAAAUGUUUAGUUGUUGCGUUUGGCGCUUUGUUUUCUACGGCGAAAUCCAUUUUAAAAAUGGGUAGCUGUGUCCGUUUCGGUCGUCUUAAAAUUUUAUUCCUUUGCACUAAGUGGGGCGAAGGUUCUCCUUGCUCAGUGCUCUAGUGUUUCGUUGCUGUAGAGUAAUUCCCUUAGCAAACCAAAAGCUAACUUUUGACGAAAGAAUCAGUUGUACCAUGGGGCACGAUGACUUUUCGCCGAGAAGUCAUCGGGCAGUUUCACUGCAAGUUGCUUCUUUCCUUAGAGAUUGCUGAGGCAGAGGCUAUCGUCAAAGGGAAAAUAGUGAGUUUAUAUAGAUUUAAGUCAAUCUCAAAUAGGGAUUUCAAUAGAGGAAAACUCAUUUAGUUUAAGCGCAGCAUUGCCAUGUGAUCCAUUUCGCUCAAUGGCAAAUAACUGACAUCAGUGUUGUAAGUUAAUAUUUCGUAUGUAUCGACUUUCGUACAGCAUUUGGAUUCGCUACCAUCUAAUUCAAUAAUAUUUGUGUUUAUUUAUUUAUCUCGUAGGAAACCUAGGUUAGGAGGAUACACAGCCCUUUCGAGUUUGUGUUUAUACCAGUAUCCGCACCAGAGGUUUCUCAUUGCUAAGGCAACAGGAUAUCGGUCAGCUCAGGAAAGGGCUUGAACUUGAUUACAAAUGAUGUAUUUCUGUUAAUAGAACACGAUGAAAACUGCAAUUAGUAGGAUUUUCAUACGAUUAGAAAAGCGUUAAUGUACUCAUGUGGAAAGACAAGGAGUAUGAGUACAUCUCAAACAGGUGAAAUAAAGAAAACAAUAAGGAGCUUACCAUUCUUUGCUUGCAGCCGAAAAGAAUGUUGAACAAUCGUGUGCGGUGUCGGAACAGGCAUUCUUUUUAGCUAAAUUCAUUGAUUAUCUUCCCCUGAUUUAACAAGUGGUAUGUGUUCGUAACAGCCGUUUUCGAAGUCGGUACGGUGCAUAUGGCCGACGACAUUGAAGAGUAAAAUCUCCUCGAUGUCGACGAUCGAAACGCAUCCAUUUUGGUCAUACAGCUACAUCCUUUGGAAAUUAGUGUAUAGAAAUACCCGGUAUAUGUGUAUUAUUCUUGUAGCUAACAUCUUUUAACGCUCCGGCCAUGCAAUGCGUUCGUCCUUUCUUCCAGAUUUCUCCUUUCUUUAACAUAGUUGCCGUCGUGUCUUCACAGUUUUCUAGGUCACAGCUAUGUAAUGUGAUCGUUUUGGCGGCGCGCUUAACGAGAACACUUUUUGGCCGACAAAUCGUAAUUUCAAAGCGCAGAAAAAUGGUCAAGGAGAACUUGCUAGGCGCAAAGGUCGAUUAUUUCUACUUUUAAACACAGCUAUCAGAAAAUGCAAAAAAUGUAAUUUCGUGUACAUGUCAUAGGCACUUUAUAUUAAGAUAAAAGAAAUCUUUUACUUCUAAAUUUCUAAUAUUCUUUGUUGCUUUGUUAUUUGUUUUUUAGGAAAUCGAACUUGCAGUGACACCAAGUACUGCAUUCCUGAGGCUAAAAGUGGCUCUUAUGUCAUCGACCCUGAUGGAGAGGGUGGAGAGAAACCUUUUAAAGUCUUCUGUGACAUGGCUGACAAGGACGAUGUUGGAGUGACAGUUGUCAGUCACGACAGUGAAAACAGAACGCUGGUGGAUGGAUUUCAGGAUCCCGGCAGUUAUUCGUGCAAUGUCACGUACCAGGGAACCAGUCUCCUUCAGCUGGCAAGUCUAACAGCUUCAUCGGCUCACUGUGAGCAGUUUAUAAUGUACGAGUGCUAUCACUCAAGGCUCUUUCGCGAUGGUUACGGCUGGUGGGUAUCACGUGAUGGAGAAGAGAUGAAGUACUGGGGAGGAGUGGAUUCUAUCGAUGACAAAUGCGCAUGCGGCAUGAACCAUACAUGUGCAAACCCUCAGUACGGAUGUAACUGCGACAAACUUGACCAACAAUGGCGAGAGGACAGUGGUUUACUUACUAACAAGUCUAGGCUUCCGGUGAAGCAACUGAGGUUUGGAGAUACCGGCCUUACAAGUAGUGAUCAGGGAUACCACACACUUGGAAAGUUCAAGUGUUUUGGACUUAUAUAGAUCGUAACUGUAUACCUGCUAUUUGUAGACUCGCCUGUUAUAGCGCUGUAAAGUAACAUGCUAUCUGUUAUGAUAGUUCGCUGCCUUAUGCAAAGGGAUUCCAGAAUGUAUAAACAUCAGUAGGAAGGUUAAAAUGUUUGGCGCAUGUGUUUUAGCAUAUUAAGCAUAAUUUUAGGCGCCAAAGAAUACAAUAUUCGUUCUUGUUUAUUUUGGCGAUGUACUGGAUCGAUGAUGUUUUUUAUUUGUUUCAAAAAAAACAUUCCAUUCUGAAAACUCAACACCAAAUUUUUAAAACAGCUCAUGAUUUAAUUUGAAAAACUUUACCUGGCUGCGAGGACCUAUGGCAAGGAAGAAAAAUCCUUGUCAGAAAAAAAAAGCUAAUUAGUUAUCAUAUAAAAGGACCUCUUAUUGCAGCGUUUAGAUCAUCCCCGUUGAAGGCACUAUAUAGGCAGGAGUGUCGAAACGUUGGGUCUAUGAAUUGUAACUUCUUCGGUUACAUUCAUUCAAUCUGUAAACCAGAUUAGCAUCAAACCAUAUCUGAUUGUCCACCUGGUUGCCGUGUGAACUUUAAUAUUUUUUACAUUGUGGAAGGUCACAUACUUGCCUACUUUUGAUCACGUGAUUUCUUAUACAUAUCGAAAAGCUCAUUCAUCUGAACUUAACAUCGUAAGCCUGAGUCGUCUCAGGGUAAACGCGAGCUAUUUCUCAAAAAUAGCCAGCUUUUCUCUUCUCUUCUUGUUCUCGGCAUGAUGUUACCCAAAUACAGAGUAGUAAGUGAACUUUUUUAAUGAAUAUUUUCUAGUGAAUUUUAAACAAACCUUUACCGUUUCUGGUUAACUAUUGUCUGCCACAUUAGUUAAAAUGUAUGUAUCUCACGCCCUGUGCAGAUCACAGGAAUUUGUACAUUCUACAUUACGAAUGUCAUUUCUUGUUUUCGUAAGAGAAGGUUAUAAUGUUCUUUUCUAUCGACAUGUGCAAUAUCAAACCCGUCCAUUCAUUUUCGCGCAGCUCUGUUACCUACUUUAUUUGACGUGGUACAAAAUCAACGGACAAUUAUCAGCCAAUAACCCCAUGUUAACAUUUGUCCGAUUAUUUCCGUCGAAAAGCGAGAAAGCCAACGUAAAAAGCCCAACAGUUUCACUUUCUCGACUUAAUUACUUGAAAAGGGAGAAAAACGAACUUAUUUUGUAGAGUCCACAGGUGUUGGGAAUUAAAGGCUGAUCUCAAAUGCUGCUCUAGAAAGUACAAAAAAGAUAACGAAACUUUAUUUUAUACGCACGAUACAAAAAUUAAUGAGAGGGUUACAAAUAAUAAAUAAAAUAAAUAUCCCCCUCCUAGCUUGCUGGCAUGUCGCCUGAUAAUGCCCUUGGCUGAGAGAUUGUCCUCAAAAUUUCAAAUUUACCCUCAAAGCCUUGCUUCUUGGCCAAAGAUUCAUUUUUUGGGCAAUUUCUCGGUCGUGGACAUUAUCAGCCGACAUACUCGACAUAGCCGCCUGCCUCGACAGCCUUCUCGUGUUUUUCCUUUAAUAAUAAGAGUGUCAAUUCUAAGUACCAGUUUCUUCCUCACUCCUAAGGUCGUCAGGCAAAGUACUGGUGAAUGUUUGGAGACGAAGGUGCGAAAGACUAUAGAGGUCUAGGAAUUUAUUGGUCAUCAACAUGCACGAGUAAAACUGCUUGACGCCAGUGCUGUCAGCCGGGGCCAUAUAAACUUUGAUGAUCUCACUGGAGAUAUCAGCUGUGGAACGGACUUAUGACGUACACAUUACACUUAUGAUGUCGGAUACAGGGGAGAGUGUGGGGUUCCGCUCCCCCACCAUCAGGAUUUAUUAACUACUUGCCUAAAAGCAAAAUUCUUUCAACGACAGGAUCGCAUAUGAGUACUCAGCUUGAAGAAACUAAAGCUUAUCAUGUAGAGAUAUUCAGUACUUUGUAAAAACUAAAACAAAUACAAAAAAUUGUUUUCUGCAUCGAAGUUUGGACUACCCCCUCCCCCUUCCCCCAAAUAUUGAAGAUGAGAACCGUGGUAAAUCCAGUAGAAGUGAGCGUUCCAAGAUCGACGAGAAGAGGCACGAUGAUGCAAAUCAAUGAAAUUCCGGGAAGUAUCAAACUGUAGUAAAUCCAGAACACAAUUCUUGUGGGAGGAGCUCACAAUCUCAGAAAGGUUUCAUCGAUAAAGAAAAUUGAAAAAAAUGAAACUUCUCAAGCUUAUUUUAUAAUCAACAAAAUGUCAUGGUCUGAUCUUACACAGAACAACAUCUCUUUAAUUAGAAAGCUCUACAAGUUUUAAUACGAAGUGCGAAAGCUUAUGUUAUAACAAAAUGCAUUGGACUGUUCUUUGAAUAAAGCGACAGCUUUUUAAUUACAAACUGCAACUGGUACUAAAAAGAGCGAAAGUAAUAUUCCGGGAUACGACAACAGUUUUAAAGAGCGAAGAUUGUAUUACAAAGUGCGACAACUUUUUUAUUAAAAAGCGCGGCAAGUGUUCUUAUAAAGUGCGAUAGUUAUUGCAAGAGCGACGAUCAUUGCGACAGGAAGUUAAACAGGUGAAACACAUCAACAUACUCCAAGACAACGAAACUUUCCUAAAAGGGUGAGGAGAUCAAAUAGUUAACAUGGACCAAUCUAGCAACCAAAAUAACCCAGCUUUUUCACGAAGGAGGCUUUCGUAUUUCAAUACUAUUAUGAACGAUAGCUUUUGUCUGACGUACACGUUUAUCACGUGAAACGUUUAUUCCAUUCAUAUACGUUAAUGAAGUAUUAUUUUAAACAUAAGCUCAAGUUUCACGAUACUGAGAUAGUCUUGGCUCUCGUGGAUUUGAAUUUAGAUCGAUGUAGUGAAUUGUAUACGGUAAUUUUCCUUUGAACUUAACAUAAAAAAAAUAAUGAUUAGGGAGAUGAAAGUGUGUACAUUGACAAUCGCCACUUAAAAAUUACUAUUCCGCAUAAUAAACAUAAAAUGUCAAAAAACAAAAUUAAAGUCCUAUUUUUAAUUUCGCGUGUUAUUUUCCCAUCCCCGCUCAGCUUUGAGCUCCGGCAGGCAAAACAGUGUCAAAUAGCUUGCUUCGAUGCAAUUAGAUAACAGCCUUCGCAAGCGUGAAGUGGAAAUACAUUUAAUAAACAAACUCCGACGCCCCGAAAAAUUUUAAGUCGUUUUCUCUGACAAAGUGCUUUGGCUUGAGUUUUGAUCUUUGGAAAGUUUAUUGUUGGCUGGUAUUCAGUCAAUUUUCGUGAAAUUUGAUGAUAAUGUCAGAAUUAUAAUGAACCCCAAAAGUGUGUCCCGGAUUUUCGAUUUUUCCUUAUUUCUCGAGAUAUAGCGACAACAUUGAAAACUUUGCUCAAGAGUGCUACUUUCAAGUUUAAAAAAUAAUAAUCCAAAAAUAACGAAUCGUUUAAAUACAAAUCCCGGACACCCUUCCUUAGUUCAAAAUAUGGGCAGAUCACGUUCUCAGCAUAAAAGAAGCGUGUUGAUGAAAAUGCGUCGUCCUAUAAACUUAUCUUGUAAAACGUCGCGGCGUGAGAGAAUAAGCUCCCGUUCUGUUCAAUGCAUAUCUGAAAUCACUGUUUAUUAAGUUUUAAGAAAAUGUAUUCUUUUACUGGAAUAGGGCGCAUAAUUUUAGGCUAUUUCAGUUUGAAUGAAAGCGCUAAUUUUCCAUCGGUGAUACUUUAAACUUAAAGUAUCACCUGCUUUAGAUAUCAAACGUUCACCACUCUUCGAUGUCUUUUGCGUUUUUCUCUUUUGUCUUUUUCCACCUGGCAGUUAAGAGGAAAUGGGUGUUUUCACAAGUCAGUGACAUUUUUUUCAGUACACAGAACACUUAACUAAGUAUUUAAUUCAUAGAAGAAACAAGAAAGUUCUUGUUAACGGACAAAUUGACAUAUAAGGUUUUGCCUGACUCACGUACAAUCUUGGAAAUGACAAAUUAUGAAAGGAAUCACCAUCAGUUGAUCAAACAAAGCGGAACUUGGAAAUUUCACCACACGUAUUACUAUUUACAAAUAUCUAACUUCCGCCACGCUACAGCGUCCCUUGUUUUUUACCGUUUGGCAGUUCAAGAUAAUACUUUUAUAAUGAAAAGGCAUAACGAGGACACUUCAAUUUUGAAACGCUCUCAGUGUUUCACAACUCAACCCAUGUGUCUCACCUGCUCCGCCUCCUUAGAUAAUUGCCAUAUCAUGACCCUUGACCAAUGCCACACUAGAAAAUUAUCACUCUGAAUAAUUAUUUUUUUUUUUUUCUUUUUGUUCUUUAUUUAUCGCUGCUGUUAGCUGACGCAACGCAUUCAGGUGUUAAAAGUUCACUGGCCACUAUCAUGCUGCUCCUGCCUCUUUUAGUGUUUUUUCCUAUCGAUCUCCAACAAGCGAGCUUUCUUUCGGUAACUUUAAGCGCGACCCCUUCUAUUACUUGUGGGCAGAGAAACUUUCAUCAUCCAUGGUGAGAGAUCAGGUGGACUGCGGUUUUCUUUGUGUUGGUGAACCAAAUUGUUAUUCGUUCAACAUGGCAGCGUAUCCUGACUCUAAAGGUCUUUAUCUGUGUGAGUUGUUGGCCACACACAAGUACACAGAAACUGACAAGUUCCAUGCAAAUGCUUCCUUCCAUCACUACGGUCCGUUGGUAAGAUUUCUCUAUAUGUUUGGUGAUAAACACUCUUUGUAGUUCUUUGAAUACAAACUGAAUGAUUCAAGGAAUGUUUACUUUGUUUCUAGCCUCCGUAUGUAAGCGCUCCAUGUAAGAACGGUGGUGUCUGUGUUCCUGAAUAUAAAUGGAGCUCCUUUCAUUGUGACUGUAGACCAGGAUUCUGCGGAACUCACUGCGAAAGGGGAGGUAUUGAAUCUGUCCUACUUUCUGUUGCAUGAAGAACUGAAAAAAAAAAAACUCAUACUGUUAUUUUCAAUCAUCUGUUAUAAAUUGGUGGUUUACCUAUGUUUAACCUUGUGCUAUAAAAUUAAAUACAUUCGAAUUAGUCUAUUUUACUGCUUUCCCGAUAAACAUACCUUAGUUUGUUUUUCCUUUAAAGUGCCUAUGAAGAGAAUUUUUUUGGUGUAAAAUUUUAGCUUAUCAUAUGUUCAAACCAAUUCCGAUAGAAGAAAAAAUUUCAAAUAACUUCAAACUCGGUUUUUCGGCCUUAAAGUGCUCUUGUUUUGUUUUAAAAGUGUUCCAUGGACUGGUAACGAAUGAGCGGGUUAUGACGUAGAAAACUGUAAAAACUCUCUAUUGCACAAAUCCCUCACUUCUCCUGUAAUUUUGUAUCAGUCAGCGUUGAAAUACUCUUGAAAUAAUUUCCGAUAGCGAUGUAUACCUACCUUCACCAAACUCUACCGAGAGUUGAUACAUCGUACCCAAUUAGUAAAGAAAAAAUUGGAGGUUGCGAGUACGGUUCAGCCUUACGAAAGAGAACCACGUGCAUGAAACGAAGAUUUAGACGCAGACUGACAAAGGUUUCUCGCCUGCAGUGUUUAGGUCAAGAUAAGAACAAAAAACUCCCGUUACUAAAUGUUUAGUUGUUGCGUUUGGCGUUCUGUUUUUUAUGGCGAAAUCCAUGUUAAAAAUGUGUAGCUGUGUUCGUUUCUGUUGCCAUAAAAUUUUAUUCCUUCGCACUAAGUGGGGCAAAGGUUCUCCUUGCUCAGUGCUCUAGUUUUUCGUCGCUGUAGAGUAAUUCCCUUAGCAAACCAGAAGCUACUUUUACGAAAGAACCAGCUGUAUCAUGAGGAACGAUGACUUUUCGCCAAGAAGUCAUCGGGCAGUUUCACUGCAAGUCGCUCCUUUCCUUAGAGAUUGCAAAGGCAGAGGAUAUCGUCGUCGAGCCGAUCAAAAGGAAAAAGAGUUAGUUUAUAGAGAUUCAAGUCAAUCUCAAGUAGGGAUUUUAAUAGACAAAAACUCCUUUAGUUUAAGUGCAGCAUUGCCACAUGACCCAUUUCGCUCAAUGGCAAAUAACUGACAUCAGUGUUGUAAAUUAAUAUUUCGUAUGCAUCGACUUUCGAACACCACUUGGAUUCGCUACCAUCUAAUUCAAUAAUAUUUGUGUUUAUUUAUUUAUCUCGUCAGAAACCUAGGUUAGGAGAAUACACAACCCCUUCGAGCUUGUGUUUAUGCCAGUAUCCGCCAGAGGUUUCUCAUUGCUCAGGCAACAGAGUAUCGGUCAGCUCAGGAAAGGGCUUGAACUUGAUUACAAAUUAUGUAUUCCUGUUAUUGUAACACGAUGGAAACUACAAUUAUUAGGAUUUUCAAACGAUUAGAAAAGCGUAAAUGUAGUCAUGUGGAAAGACAAGGAGUAUGAGUACAUCUCAAGCACGUGAAAUAAAAAAACAAUAAGGAGCUUACCAUUCUUUGCUUGCAGCCGAAAAGAAUGUUGAACAAUCGUGUGCGGUGUGGGAACAGGCAUUCUUUUUAGCUGAAUUUAUGGUUAUCUUCCCCUGAUUUAACAAGUGGUAUGUGUUCGUAACAGCCGUUUUCGAAGCCGGUUCGGAGCAUAAGGCCGACGACAUUGAAUAGUAAAAUCUCCUCGAUGUCGACGAUCGAGGAGCGUCCAUUUUGGCCAUACAGCUACAUCCUUUGGAAAUUAGUGUAUAGAAAUACCCGGUAUAUAUGUAUUAUUCUUGUAGCAAACAUCUUUUAGCACUCCAGCGACGCAAUGCGUUCGUCCUUUCUUCUAGAUUUCUCCUUUAUUUACCAUAGUUACUGACGUGUCUUCACAGUUUUCUACGUCAUAACUAUGUAACGUGAUCGUUUUGGCCGCGCGCUUAAUGAGAACACUUUUUGGCCGACAAAUCGUAAUUUCAAAGCGCAGAAAAAUGGUCAAGGAGAACUUGCUAGGCGCAAAGGUCGAUUAUUUAUACUUUUAAACACAGCUAUCAGAAAAUGCAAAAAAUAAAAUUUCUUGUACAUGUCAUAGGCACUCUAUCUUAAUCUUUUACUUCUAAAUUUCUAAUGUUCUUCGUUAUUUUUUUUUUUAGGAAAGGAAAUCGAACUUGCAGUGACAUCAAGUACUGCAAUCCUGAGACUAAAAGUGGCUCUUAUGUCAUCGACCCUGAUGGAGAGGGUGGAGUGAAACCAUUUAAAGUCUUCUGUGACAUGACUGACAAGGACGGGAUAGGAGUGACAGUUAUCAGUCACGACAGUGAAAGUAGAACUUUGGUGGAUGGGUUUGAUGACCGUGGUAGUUAUUCGCGCAGUGUUACUUAUAAUGAAACCAGUCUAAUUCAGCUAGCAAGUUUAACAGCUUCAUCUUCUCACUGUGAGCAGUUUAUCAAAUACGAAUGCUAUGAUUCAGUGCUCCUUUCCAAUGGUGACAUGUUCGGCUGGUGGGUAACACGUGAUGACGAGAAGAUGGAGUACUGGGGUGGAGUCAACUCUGUUCCAUACAAAUGUGCAUGCGGUUUAAAUAACACGUGCGUGGACACCAGUUACGGCUGCAACUGUAAUAAGAAUGAUUGGAAUUGGCGAGAGGACAGCGGUUUACUAACAGACAAGUCCAAGCUUCCCGUGAUUCAAUUGAGGUUUGGAGAUACUGGUGUUAAUGAAACAGGAUAUCACACGCUUGGAAAACUGGAGUGUUAUGGACUCAUCUAGAAUUCACAUUUAAAAGACAACUUGAACAUUGUAUUCCUUUAGUCAGAACUGAAUUUACAUGGAGGUCCAUGAUAAUGAAUUGGUAAUUUGAUUGUAAUGUUGGGAGAAAAAUGGAGAAAUUCAUAAUGUUUAGUUAAAAGUAUUUGAAAAAAAAUUGUAACCGAAUGUCAUACUCGGUGUUGGGCCGCUCAAAUGUUUUGGACUCAUUUAAGACUCAAAUACAGGUCAUUAACUUUUGUUAUUGACCUGUAUUUGAGUUGCUCUUUAAUACUUAUAUAUCAAAAUUCGUUUUUUUUUAAUGGUAACAUUCCUCUGUCACCGCGUUGGAAAGCUUUGCCUGCAGCAAGAAACCUGCCAUCUUUUUGCAAAAGUCAGAUAUAUUUCCAGUUCGUCGAAAUAUAUCUAUGAUAUAAUUUAAUGAUGGCACAAUUUGUUUACCAAAGACAAGUGGAGACGACCAAGCUGGAAGUUAGUCUGCCAAGAAAAUCAUAAAUAAAAGAUUGAAAGGACCUCUUAGUUGCAAACUUUCACCCCUAUUUGAAUCCAAUAAAAUAUACUAAAUCUGAAAAUGACUGUAAGUGUAGUAUUAGCACUUGAAUUCGAAGCCUACAGUAGAUAGUCAUCUUUAUCACAAUGGCCUAAUUUUUCUUUAAAAGCAACUAUGGUUCGGUUUCAUUUUCCUCUGUUUGGAUUUUGCUAGCGACUAAACUAUUUGGCUGAGGCAAUUCAUUGGACAGAGCUUCAUGACCUCUCGUUGGCGCCUUAUGCAUUUAAAAUCUAUGCACGCAAACUCUCAAUACCACUCAACAACAAAAUGUUAUGUACUAUGUUAAGGAUUUAAAGUUCUGUGACCAUUACAGUCACCUUCAGGAUAAAUUAUAUUAAUAUUCAUCGUCACCUUCACUCCCCCUACCCAUGGAGCCUAAAAAACGUUGUCAAUCGUUUUAUUUUUCGAGUAAUGGCCCACUCUUUAAAUGCUCUGAAAUACUCUUGAGUGGAUUACGAAGUUGGUCCUGUUUCAAUUUAUCAGAAAAAGGCAACUUAAUCUGGCGACGCAAAGCAAUAAAACGAUCAGAAAAUACGAUCUCAGGGAAAUCAUGAUUGUUUUAAGCUAUCAUGUAAAUAAAGUUUUCUCAAUCCGUUUUUACUUUAUGAUCAUUUCCGGUGACGUUUGGAGAGCUCAGUAUAGGGGGUCAUUGGGAAUCAGUAGGGUGGGUGGAAUUUGUCAAAGCGAAAUUGAUGAUUUUGACAAAUUUUCGCUAUUUUCGUUACUGCAUGCAUUUCUCUGGAAGUAUUUCAAUUAGUUAAUCGUUAGAGGUCUUUAAAAUUAAGUUUCCUUCGUCAGGGAAAGACUCAAUAGGUGUAAAAAUGAUUUGUAACUCGUGCUAAAUGAACAACAAAGUUAAUAUGGGUUUAAACUUGUAAUAACCGUCUGCUGUCAAAGGUAUUAACAUCGUCAACCGUCAAGAUUUAACCAUCAAUAGUCAAAAUUGGAAAAAAAAUCAACUUUCAACAUUAACCCCUUUAUUGAGACCUUCUUUUAACCUUUACUUUGAAAAGUCUUGUAACUCUAAAUUACCUACGUAUAUAAAAAAUUAUCCAGUUUCCAUCAAAGUGGAUUUGGAAUAUUAAUUGAUAACGAAACAACAAAGUCCAUGUCAUUUUUAAAUAUAUUUAUGCAUAUAGCUGCCAAUGUUUUGUUACAAUAAAACACUUUACAACAAACUGUUGAGCAAAAUUUCUAAAACUAUUGAUUUAUGAAAGUAUUCGGUUGAACCAGCCAUAUAUUUUUUGGCAGUGAUAUUUAGUUAGGUGUUCGGAUACAAAAAAAUAUUUUGUUUUAAUUUUAUGCAAUUUCUCUUUUCGAUCAUCUUAAUUUCAAAGAUGAAGCGCAUUGGGAAUGAGAGAUAAAAAGCAAAGCAUAAAAAUAUAGCAUCAUUACAUCAAUUUUUCUAAACAUGAGACAUAACGUGUCAAAAUAUCUGAAUAUUCGCCAAAGUUAUGACUUCUUUAUCGUAUAACAGUGGAAUGAAUUAAUUAUUGUGCUUCUGCAAGCCGGAGGCAUUCCGCAUUUUGACGCGUAAACAAGUUUAUUCGUAAUUAAACAAUACCAGAGGCUGCAAAGAUCUUCCGACAAUCUUUUGGUAUAUUCACAAACAUUAAAUGGCUUUUUUUCGGUUCCCUAUAUGGCAUACUUAAACAAUUAUUCGCCUCCACUUUGGUGAAUAACUGUUGAUUAUUUAUUCCUGUUAUCCGCGAACUAGCAUCUCUGGGAUACAAGGCCGCAAGACGUUCAUUUCAGUGACGAUAAUGUUCCAGCUUUUUUCCCGUUGAUUACGAUGAGUUACUCAUCAGUUCUAAAUAACUAUCCCUGGUAAAACGCCCAUCGUUCGUUCUCUCUAUAAUGUAUUUCCCGACGAAAACGUGUUGUUUGUUGUCAUUAUAGUGCACUAAUAAACCAUUUUUUGCAUCUCAGGCUGAUACAAGUCGAAGACUAUUUUCUUUUCAAUCUAGUUAUGUAGAACAAAUGCAAUUCAACGCUGCUUUGCAGGCCUCGUUGAAAUUGCACCUAAAGUAAUCCUAAACGAGUACUCUGACCAUUUCUCCUAGGUCAAAUGUUAUUCUGUAGCAUGUUCGAUAAACAAUAUUCGCAAAUAUGAGUUUUUCUAUCUGGAUAUUUGUUUCUGAACUUUUUACAAGAAAUAUUUAAUGAGUAACUGUGCAAUGUUUAUAUUUGAGACCAGUAUAUUGUUUAAUUGAAAAUGCUAAUAUACGGAGGUGAAACGACUGACAUUUUUAGCAAAUAAAUUACGUAAUCGAGGCUCGCUCGUUUUCCGAUCCAUGUAGAGGAUUUCCUAACAUUUUUAAGAGAUGUCAGACAGACAUAACUUAGAUAAAUUUCUUCAAUUUCUUUUUGCUGAACUUGUUCCAAUUUAAAAUGAUUAUUGUUUAUUAAUUAGAUAAGCUCCUUUUAAGUCACGAAGAGGAAAUCUGCCCAGUAUCUGCCUAUGAUCAGGAAUUCGUCCGGUAAACAAUAACUGCGGGAGGUAAUGAAAGAUUAGUUUGAUAUUUGGUGUUUUUAAUUUUGCCCAAAAAAGAAAAAACUAAAAAUUAGAAAAGAACUUUUUUUUCUUUCACAAAAAGCCUUCUAAGAGGAAAGUGUCUCGGCAUAGUAAAUAAUAAAAAUAUUACAUAAACAGCCGCUCCCUCUAAAAGAGGAAAACAACUUUAGCUUCUUUUGGUUGGUGCCAAUUUAUAGUCAGUGUCAAUUUAUUUCAUAUAUUGUUAGCCUGGUGCGAGCCAAAACAUAACUUCUUACAGCAAACCUGCUAACAGGGACAUGUGAAGGAGUAACUAGAAAUUUACUUUCAAGUUUGUCGUAGAGUAGGGAGCAGAGUACCAAAAAUCUCUUUAAAAUUAACAAAAACAUUAGUACAAACCAAUAUAAUAAAUCAUUGGCAUUGUCAGAGUUAAUAGAUAUUGAUAUGAAUAUUUAAAACUUUUUAAACCUGUUGUAUAGAAGGUAUUAAUAGACAUCUUUUCCUCCAUAGGAAAAAAAACAACUGUUUGAAAGUAAUUCUUGUUAAAAAAAAAAAAAAUCUAAAAAAAGUAUCAUGCAGGUUUGUCAAGGAGAGUUUUAUUUAAGAUGACUUUUUAAAACUUACUGUUCCACCUCUACUUCCUCUAUAGUAGAUGUUUAUCCCACCCAUAGCACCUGCUUCAUAGAUGUGGCGAGUUAUUGGCCAAAGACAAGCACAGAGAGGCUGAAAAGGCUCAAGCAAAUGCUACCUUCCAUCACUGCAGUCCGUUGGUAAGAUCUCUUCAUAUAUUUGGUGCUUAACACUCUUCGUAUUUCUUCAAAUACAAACUGGAUGAUUCAAGGAAUGUUUACUUUGUUUCUAGUCUCCAUGUGGAAGCGCUCCUUGUAAGAACGGUGGCCUGUCUAUGUUCCUGAAUAUGAAAGGAACUCCUAUCACUGUGAUUAUCAGCCUGGAUUCAGUGGAACUCACUGCAAACGUGGAGGUAUUAAAUUCGUUUCAAACUGAGAGGUACAAACUCUAAAGUAGAAGUCAUAAUAUAGUUAUAACUAAAUGUCAUUGAAAACUUUGUGCAACUGCUUCCAUCUACAUUUCUCUGUGUCUUUUUACUUUUCAGGAAAUCGAACCUGCAGUAAUAUCAAACACUCCUACCCUAAGACUCCAAGUGACUCUUACGUCAUCGAUCCUGAUGGAGAGGGUGGAGAGAAACCUUUUAAAGUCUUCUGUGACAUGGCUGACAAGGACGAUGUUGGAGUGACAGUUGUCAGUCACGACAGUGAAAACAGAACGCUGGUGGAUUGAUUUCGUGCAAUGUCACGUACCAGGGAACCAGUCUCCUUCAGCUGACAAGUCUAACAGCUUCAUCUGCUCACUGUGAGCAGUUUACAAUGUACGAGUGCUAUCACUCAAGGCUCUUUCGCGAUGGUUACGGCUGGUGGGUAUCACGUGAUGGAGAAGAGAUGAAGUACGAGGGACGAGUGGAUUCUAUCGAUUGCAAAUGCGCAUGCGGCUUGAACCAUACAUGUGCAAACCCUCAGUACGGAUGUAACUGCGACAAACUUGACCAACAAUGGCGAGAGGACAGUGGUUUACUUACUAACAAGUCCAGGCUUACCGUG
Messenger RNA from Pocillopora meandrina, 18673 nucleotides. NCBI's taxonomy places the organism in Eukaryota, Metazoa, Cnidaria, Anthozoa, Scleractinia, Pocilloporidae. The record is from the annotation of a GenBank genome assembly.